AUGCCAGGCUUGAAGCAACAGGUUAACACAGAUCAUGGUGAUGCUGUUGAUGAUGACGUUGAUUUUGAUGUCGACAACAAUCAUGACAUCCCAGCAGAGCUUCUUGCGACCAUUGGAUGUCCCGGCCAUUCAUGUCCCAUCACCAAUCACUUUGCAAUUGCGAAGCUCCUCCAGUACAGGGAGGUGGGAACAGUCCCUGUGCCAUUGCACUUGUUCUCUGUCAGACACACAUCAUUUCAUCUCGCCUAUGCCCCAUCCAUCAGAAACAUUUCUGUUGACGAUGCUGCUCUCAAGUUUGGCCUUCCUGACCUACAACCAGCCAUCACUGACUUUCUCAGUCGUGAAGCUGCUCAUGGGCAGGAUUUUGUUCACACCAUUGGGGGGCUAGGAGAGCUAGACCUACUGCUCCACUUCCGUUCAAAAAGCUCCAAUAUCAUAUGGCCUGCCCAGACCCUGAAUUGUUCACCACCUUCUGACAUCUGGACCUAUGGCCGGUAUGAUCCAGUCAUCAUUAACAACGAUGUGAAAUGCGCAUGGCCCAUUAAUGGUCUUUAUGGCCACACUGUUGGUGAAAUAAGGCUUAUUAUGUGUCCUGUUGGCAAGGCUGGUACAAAUUGGUCGCAGAAGGACCAUUUCCUUACCUAUGUUUAUCGCUUUGACUUCAUUCCGCAAGGUAGAAGUGAUUGUGAGCUGAGUACGCAACUGCACAUACUCAAACGAGCAAUGUGUUCAAAUGAUACUCGGGUGGGUGACAUUGUACCAGUCAUGCAGCUUAGGGCACCUGUCAACCUUAUACCUUGUUUUGGUGCAAGUGCAGACCAUUGUCUCACCCCACAUAACAGUAUGGAACAUUCUUCAGAAUUCUGGCUUAAUAAAUACUGGGAUAAAAACACAUUCCUCCCACUUUCCAUGUACUAG
Suillus fuscotomentosus is the source of this 918-nucleotide messenger RNA. RefSeq lists its product as uncharacterized. The record is from RefSeq and is a predicted model, not a curated record. The transcript has 3 exons. Bases 1 to 918 code for a protein of 305 amino acids. Lineage: Eukaryota; Fungi; Basidiomycota; Agaricomycetes; Boletales; Suillaceae.